AUGUGGAUUAAGACUAUAUUCAUAUUUAUUGGUCUAAUUUGGUACGGUCUCUCUGGAUCCGCAGCUCCUCCACCGGAGAAAGAUUAUAAAUCUCUUUUUCAUACCAAUAUUUUUGAAGCGUUUAUACCGUUACCAGAAUAUCCCAAAAAUGUAACCCGUAAUUAUACAUUUGAACUGUUAAAUGUUUACUUGGCUCCUGAUGGCUUCACUCGUCCAGUAUGGUCGGUGAAUGGGCAAUACCCCGGUCCGAUGAUCCGUGCAAACUUUGGUGAUAAAUUUAAUAUUACAGUGAUAAAUCGUUUGGGUGAUCCCUCUGCAAUUCACUGGCACGGUAUUGAUCAAAAAGGCACAAAUUGGUUUGACGGUGUUCCUGGGACUACUCAAUGCCCGAUUCCAAACGGGAUUAACUUUUCGUAUGUAUUUGACCUCCAACAAUCCGGAACUUACUGGUAUCAUGCUCAUCUCCUUGCUCAGCUUGUUGAUGGACUAAGGGGUCCCUUGGUAAUACACGAUCCUGAUGAUCCAAAUAAACACGAAUAUGACUACGAAUAC
This is a messenger RNA of Acaulospora morrowiae, 552 nucleotides long. NCBI's taxonomy places the organism in Eukaryota, Fungi, Glomeromycota, Glomeromycetes, Diversisporales, Acaulosporaceae. The record is from the annotation of a GenBank genome assembly.